CAGCUAAUCAAUCAGUCAUCAAUCAGCUAAUCAAUCAGCUAAUCAAUCAGUCAUCAAUCAGUCAUCAAUUAGUCAUCAAUCAGCUAAUCAAUCAGCUAAUCAAUCAGCUCAUCAGUCAGCUCAUCAAUCAGCUAAUCAAUCAGUCAUCAAUCAGCUCAUCAAUCAGUCAUCAAUCAGCUAAUCAAUCAGCUCAUCAAUCAGUCAUCAGUCAGUCAUCAAUCAGUCAUCAAUCAGUCAUCAAUUAGUCAUCAAUCAGCUCAUCAGUCAGUCAUCAAUCAGCUCAUCAAUCAGCUAAUCAAUCAGUCAUCAGUCAGCUCAUCAAUCAGCUCAUCAAUCAGCUCAUCAGUCAGUCAUCAAUCAGUCAUCAAUCAGUCAUCAAUUAGUCAUCAAUCAGCUCAUCAAUCAGCUAAUCAAUCAGUCAUAGAUCAGUCAUCAAUCAGUCAUCAAUUAGUCAUCAAUCAGCUCAUCAAUCAGCUAAUCAAUCAGCUCAUCAAUCAGCUAAUCAAUCAGUCAUAGAUCAGUCAUCAAUCAGUCAUCAAUCAGCUCAUCAGUCAGUCAUAGAUCAGUUAUCAGUCAGGCCUCAUGAACCAGGAACAUAAAUAAUCUCUGUGUAAUUGUUGUUAGUUGAUCAGUGGAUCAUCGUUGUCGUGGAGACAGAACAUAAACACCUCAGUAACUUAAUGUUCUGAAGUAACUGAGUAAAGUACAGCUCCUGGUUGUAACUGAGCUCAGGCUCCAGAUCUGAAGUGUUAGUGAUUUCAGUCUGAUUAAAACAGUCUAAGUCUGAGCAGCAGAGGUGGAGCUGCUCUGACUUUUAGUCCAAAAACACUGGCUCCUACAUUUCCCAUAUUGCACCUGGAUAAUGUCUUUUUAAUGCUGAGGUGGAUAUUUCAGCAUUUUCAGAAAACUGAUCAUCUGGACGUGGGACAGCUGUGAGAUUUCACAGGUCAAAGUUCACUCAGACUCACCUGUGUGAAGGAGACGAAGGAGGCAGUGAUGUCACAGCGUACCAGAGUGCACCUGUGUGUCAGCGCAGCCAGGUGAGAGGUGAGUUGGUCUGCGUUCUCUCUUUAUUAACAGUACAUCUGUUUUCUUCUCCGUCAUCAGAUCCAGCUGACGUCUCUGAUCCAGGAUCAGUUUGUGUCUGAACGACUGACGGCUGAGAUGGAUGAGUUCAGAUGGUAACGGAAGCUGUGUUCUCAGUAAUGUGUCAUUACGUCCCACGUGAACCUGAGACUGAUCUGAGGUCAGUUACAGCAGCAGAGGAGACUCUCUUAAUGACACUGAGGCUGAAUAUAAACAGCUGCUGCUUCCUGAGGACCAACACACUGAGCUGAACUCAGCUGCUCCAGGACCAGCGGAAACAUGGGACCAGCACCUGAACCAGACCUGAAUGCCUCAGCUUGGCUCCGCCCCUGCGUUAAUGCCUCCUGUCGGCCUCCAAUCAGAGCGGCGUGUCCGUACAGCACCGCUCAGCUGAUCCUCAUCGUCAUGGUAACCACCUCCCUCAGCAUCAUCACCGUGCUAGGCAACACGCUGGUCCUCCUGUCCAUCAAGGUCAACCGCCACCUGCGGACCAUCAACAACUACUUCCUGUUGAGCCUGGCAGUGGCCGACCUGAUCAUUGGCCUGCUCUCCAUGAACCUGUACACGCUCUACCUGCUGCGGGGCCACUGGCCCCUGGGGGCUGCGCUCUGCGACAUGUGGCUCGUUGUGGACUACGUGGUGAGCAGUGCCUCCGUCAUGAACCUGCUGAUCAUCAGUCUGGAUCGGUACUUCUGCAUGACGCGGCCACUCAGCUACCCGGUACGGCGGACGGGCGCGAUAGCCGGUCUAAUGAUUGGCGCCGCCUGGCUGCUGUCCUUUGUCCUGUGGGCCCCCGCCAUCCUCUGCUGGCAGACCGCCGGGGGCCGACGAGUCGUCCCUGAUGGGAAGUGUUACACACAGCUGCUGGUCAGUCCCGCCGUCACUCUGGGGACAACGCUUCCUUCCUUCUACCUGCCGGCCUUCACCAUGAUCGUCCUGUACAGCCGCCUGUCCACCGCCAGCCGCAGCCGCCUGAGCAUGCUCCGGUCAGAGCGAGGCACACUCAGGACAUCCAGUCCGUCCGUUAAAGACUUCCUCCUGAAACGACGCAGCUGGGUGACUAGUGACCCUGGCUCAGACCUGUCUCAGAACCAGUCAGAGUCUAGCACUCCGAAGACAAGAAGGAACCACAGAGCGUCCAGAAGUCCCGGAGACACGUCAGAGCCAACGGACGUCUGUCUGACUCGGACCCGCCCCCGCCGAGACGAAGACUACAACAAGAUCGAGAACGACUCGUCAUCCAACGCCGACCUCCACAGGAAGGCGUCUGCAGUGUUCUCCACCAGUCCCAGCUUCAGGUCUCAGGAGAGGAGGAGGCGUCGAGUGAUGGCGAGGGAGAGGAGGGUGACCAAGACCAUCCUGGCCAUCCUGCUGGCCUUCAUCCUCACUUGGGCGCCGUACAACAUCAUGGCCGUCAUCGCCACCUUCUGUCACUUCUGUAUCCCCAACAGUCUGUGGACCACAGGAUACUGGCUGACCUACAUCAACAGCACCAUCAACCCCGGCUGCUACGCUCUGUGCAACAUCACCUUCAGGAAAACCUUCUGCAGCCUCCUGCGCUGCCGCAGCAGGAAGCUGCGAUGACCGUUAUGUCGUCAGGGGUCGGCCAACAAAAUGGCCACAAUGUCUUUAUUCAUAAAUCUGCAAUAAUACGACCCUGAAACACUAAACACAUCAGGAAUCAUCAGAUUCUUGACUCUCCAGCCCGUACUCAAGAUCAUUCGUGACUCACAGCCAGAAGCCGAUAGGCCAAAUAACAAGCAUGUCUGCUGGCUCGUCUGUCAACCGUUAUGUGUAACAAACCAAUGAGCAGUCUGGGAAUUGUGUUCUGGUGCGGCUCGUUCAUGAGUGCUGCAGACUUCAAGGAUGUAUAAUAGAACUUCAGCAGCGCUAGCCUUUAAAUCAAAGUACAAAUGACAACAGCAGCCAACAGUGAAGAUAAUGAUCCAUAAAGUCAGACAGUUCUUAACGCUGAGAUCGUUAAUACCGUGUUAAUUUGUGUUGAGCAUCAGUUUAUUUGUGAUGAAAUGUGGAAAAUGAGUCAUUCAAUUUGAAGCUUUAGACUAAAAUCACUUCAAACUGUUUUGGACACUUUUUAAAAGAGACAGUGAUCAUGUGUAACUAUGACUUGGCAGGUAAAGGUAUUACUGAGAUUUUACAAUUAAUUUCUUUACUUUUUAUAUUGACAGGCAUCUUCAUAUGUGCAGUGUUAUAGUUCUGCAUAAUUUCCUGUUAUUACUAACACUUCUGUUUGUUCACUGUUCUCCACAGCUGAAGGA
Messenger RNA from Lates calcarifer (barramundi perch), 3365 nucleotides. RefSeq names its product muscarinic acetylcholine receptor M4. Bases 1366 to 2670 code for a protein of 434 amino acids. Gene Ontology annotation, biological process: adenylate cyclase-activating adrenergic receptor signaling pathway. Gene Ontology annotation, molecular function: G protein-coupled acetylcholine receptor activity. The transcript is spliced from 2 exons. The record is from RefSeq and is a predicted model, not a curated record. Lineage: Eukaryota; Metazoa; Chordata; Actinopteri; Centropomidae. Gene Ontology annotation, cellular component: plasma membrane.